Molecule: messenger RNA, 648 nt
Organism: Electrophorus electricus (electric eel)
Lineage: Eukaryota; Metazoa; Chordata; Actinopteri; Gymnotiformes; Gymnotidae
Product: aquaporin-3
Biological process (GO): glycerol transmembrane transport; water transport
Cellular component (GO): plasma membrane; basolateral plasma membrane
Molecular function (GO): glycerol channel activity; urea transmembrane transporter activity; water channel activity
Source: RefSeq, a predicted model, not a curated record
AUUGUGCACUACAUUUGGCAUCUAUAUAUCAAAAGGAGUAUCAGGUUUCCAUGGACUCGACUCCCGUUCUAUGUAAUAUCACAGGUUUUUGGAGCCUUUCUGGGUGCAGCCACAGUUGCUCUUCAGUAUUAUGAUGCCAUAUUCCAUUACAUGGCAGGUAUAUUCUCCACUUACCCUGCAGAGUACCUGAGUGUAUGGGGAGGAGUUGUAGACCAGGUGAUAGGCACAGCAGCCUUGCUGGUCUGCGUUCUAGCGCUGAGUGAUUGCCGCAACAAUCCAGCCCCCCCUGGUCUGGAACCCAUCCUGGUGGGUGCAGUUGUCAUGGUAAUUGGUAUCUCAAUGGGCUCAAACAGUGGCUAUGCCAUCAAUCCAGCCCGGGACAUCAGGCCUAGAGUCUUCACCUUCAUUGCUGGCUGGAGUGAUGAGGUUUUCAGGACUGGAGAUGGAUGGUGGUGGUGGGUGCCCCUGGGGGCCCCUUGUGUAGGUGGCCUUGUUGGAUCAUUGAUUUAUGAGCUGCUGAUUGGAGUGCACCAUCCUGAGCCAGACCUCAACAAGACAGUGGUCACAUUGCAGGAACUGGAAGGAGUGCAGCAAAACUCUGAUGAACCAAAAGAGUUUAGCAUAGUGUGUCAGGAGAUGGCCAUGUGA